This is a messenger RNA of Fibroporia radiculosa, 825 nucleotides long. RefSeq lists its product as uncharacterized. The transcript is spliced from 9 exons. Lineage: Eukaryota; Fungi; Basidiomycota; Agaricomycetes; Polyporales; Fibroporiaceae. Bases 1 to 825 code for a protein of 274 amino acids. The record is from RefSeq and is a predicted model, not a curated record. Gene Ontology annotation, molecular function: oxidoreductase activity.
AUGGCUCUGAACAUACUCACCUCCGUCCGCCUUUCAUCUGGCUACAGUAUGCCCCUCCUCGGUCUCGGAGUGUUCAAGAGCAAUGAUACGCUUUCCGCGUCCCUUGCUGCGCUCGCGCACGGGUAUAGGCACAUCGACUCUGCGCGCAUGUAUGCUAACGAAGACCUGGUCGGUCAGGCCGUGAGGGAGAGCGGCGUCCCCCGCGGCGAGGUUUUCAUCACGACGAAGAUCCACCAGGAGCACGGGUACGAGAGCACGCUGCGCGCUGUCGACUCGUCGCUUCAACGGCUCGCAUUCGAUUAUAUCGAUCUGUACUUGAUCCAUAGCCCGUUAUCGGGGAGAGAGCGCCGCCUCGAGACAUGGCGUGCGCUCUUGACGGCGCGGGACGAGGGCAAAGUGCGCACCGUCGGGGUAUCUAACUACGGCGUGAAACACUUAGAGGAGAUCCGCGAGAUGGGCCUCGAGACGCCUGCGGUGAAUCAGAUCGAGCUGCACCCAUUCUGCCAGCAGAAGCCGAUUGUCGAUUAUUGCAGAAAGCACGGCAUCGUCGUGCAAGCGUACUGCCCGCUCGUCCGCGGUGCAUUUGACAACCCUGUCUUGCAGGAAGUGGCACGCAAGUACAACAAAGAGGCCCCGCAGAUACUUGUCCGAUGGUCCCUCCAACAUGGCUUCAGUCCACUGCCCAAGUCGGCUCAGCCUGCGCGGGUCGUGUCCAACGCGAACUUGUACGAUUUUGAGAUUGCGCCGGAGGACAUGGCUCGUCUGGACGCGUUAGAUAAGGGACCGGAUGGCGCGAUAAGCUGGAACCCGGUUAAUGCGGAGUAG